UGAAUUUGUUCCCAACAUAGAAUGAGUAAAGGACUAUAUUACUUACCCAAUAUAUCUUAUCUUCGUUCUAGGAAUGCUGGUUUUGAUCCUGCAGUAAUUCGAGUAGACACAUAUGGCAAUGUUCUCUACUACCAUGCCGAUUCAGCUUCCCCUCUUGCUUGGGAGAUUGAUCAUUGGUUUCCUUGCUCAAGUACUUAUUUUCCCUUUCUUUCUUAUUUCAUCACCCUUUUCCUCUGGCUUCACUUAUUGAGGUGUAAUGGAUUUGUAGGGGGAGGAUUGACAGUGCCAAGCAACCUCAGGAUCCUGCAAUGGCAAGCAUGCAAGAAAAAGCACAAUAAGCUUGAAUUUCUUGUUCCAUGGUGGGAUCUACAGCUGGGUGUUUCCAUAAACCAGUUCUUAUCCGUGUUUGCUUCCACAAAUUCCGAUUUCAGGCACCGAGCAUUUUCCUUCUUGUUUAAGGAAGGUGAAUAUGAGGAAUUAAAUGAUUCACAAACAGUAGACUCACAUUGUUUUCCACAACAUUUUGUGGAGUCAAAGAAGCAACUUGGCCUUGCUCCUGCUGCUAUUGUUGUAUCUAGAAGGGACCCUUAUGAUCCCUCAUCGGCUUUGAAAUCACUGGACUGCAAUAGACAGAUAAGGCCACAUUCUCCUGUAAUUGCUGCAAGGAAAGCGAAACCCAGUGCAUUAAAAGAGAACGAAAACCCCGAUUUCUUUACGAAUCCAUAUCAGGCCAUUGUCAUGGCGAGAGAUUCCCUGAAACAAAGAGAAGAAGCUCAAAGGAUGCAAACUGAAAUACAGAAACUGGAUGAGGAUGUGAAUGAAAUGAGAAGGAAAAAUGAUGAGGAAAAGGUUACAAUUCAAGACUUGGAGAUGAAGCUAAUAAAGCAUAGAAGAAGAGUGGAAAAGUGCAGGAAGUUAUCUGAGGCUCAAUCAUCAUAUAGGACUGUGCUAGAAAAGAUGAUUAGGGACGCUAUGCACCAGAGUGUCGUUUACAAGGAACAGGUGAGGCUGAACCAGGCUGCUAGUAGUGCACUUAUGGCAAGACUGGAAGCGCAAAAAGCAAUAUGUGAUGCUUCUGAAAAAGAACUUCACAAGAAAUUUAAACAACGAGAUGAGCUUGAGAAGCAGAUAAGACCUGAAUGGGAAGAAGCAAGAAAGAGAUCAAGACUGGAUUAUUCUUUACUUGAAGAAAGAGAGAAUAAGGCCAUUCUUCAUCUUCCAGGAAUCAGACCAAGAAUGCCUUUACACAAGGAACUGAGAGUGUUCCUAGAUGAAGAAUAUAAAGCAUCAGAAGCUGGUCUGUCUCUUGACAAAGAUCAAAGGCCGCAAGAAAUAGAAGGGACACUGCAGAAUCCUGCAAAACACAUCGCAAAAGAGAAGUUCGAUGAGCCUGAUAAAUCCAUUAUUGCUUUAGUAGAUGAAAAUUCAAUUGAGGAUAAUCUUCAGAGACUAGAAAUUAGAGAAGGAAAGAGACACAGCAUUCAAUUAUCAGCACUUCAAGAAUCAGAAAUUGAGGAAGAUGAAGAGAGCAGAAGGCAACGUGGGAAAGGGAAUGUUGAGAGAUGGCUCCAAUUGCUGUUAGAGAACUCACAAGAAGAAGUGGAUACUCAAGCUCAGGACAAAAUUGAAGCAAGCAAGAGUGAAGUCAUGAACAAGCUCAACCCCAAGUAUCCUCAGAUGGAGAAGCAAAAUGCAAGUUCAGAAUCGUCAAAAAUUGUUCAAGAAAAAGAUCAUGGAAAGAGAAUGGAAAGAGAAGUGGAUACUCAAGUUCAGAAUGAAAUUGAAGCAAGCAAGAGUGAUGAAAUCGUCAAAAAGCUCGACUCCAAGUAUCCUCAGAUGGAAAAGCAAAAUGCAACCCACCUGCAAGAAGAGAAUAGGAAAAUUGUUCAAGAGAAAGAUCACGGAAAGAGAAUGGAAGAGAUUUUUCCUACACAACAUAGUAAAACACCAAGACAAGAUGACAAUUCUUGUGAAAUGGAGACAAAGGAAAGAAAGAACAAGAACAGAAAGGAAAGAGUGCUUGUGAGGUCCAAGAGUGCCAGGGCACUUCGACGAAUUCCUUCCUCGCCAUCACUGAUCUUGAAAAAGGGUGUGGACUUCAUUAGGAAGAAGCCAACUGUAGUUGGUGAUGAUGGUGAAGAUCAGGCUGUGGGGAACAACUUUAUCAGGUCAUCCAUCAAGUUAAUCAAGAAGGCAGUAAAAUAAUGAAUUUUUAAUGAUUGUUAUAUGAAAUUCCUCAUGAGUGACAGCAUAGCUUCUUGAGCUGAGAAUAAUUCAGUAAAUUUAUGCUCACAAUUUUUUUUUAGUUAUAUAUAUGUAAAAUGUUUAAUUUGUGCUAGUUUGUGAUAACAGCUUGUUGUUUGGUGAUAAUAAUACAAGUUGCAGUGUGUUUAUUCCCAAUUGCUUUCAAUCAUUAUGUCCCAUAUUGAGCUA
This is a messenger RNA of Carica papaya (papaya), 2433 nucleotides long. NCBI's taxonomy places the organism in Eukaryota, Viridiplantae, Streptophyta, Magnoliopsida, Brassicales, Caricaceae. The record is from RefSeq and is a predicted model, not a curated record.